Messenger RNA from Trematomus bernacchii (emerald rockcod), 2863 nucleotides. RefSeq names its product casein kinase II subunit alpha. The transcript has 13 exons. Gene Ontology annotation, biological process: protein phosphorylation. NCBI's taxonomy places the organism in Eukaryota, Metazoa, Chordata, Actinopteri, Perciformes, Nototheniidae. Gene Ontology annotation, cellular component: nucleus; cytosol; protein kinase CK2 complex. The record is from RefSeq and is a predicted model, not a curated record. Gene Ontology annotation, molecular function: protein serine/threonine kinase activity; ATP binding. The coding region runs from base 371 to 1546 and encodes 391 amino acids.
CACGGCCUCCGUUGCAUUACUCGAGGACGUAGGUGGCGGCGGCAGUCAGCCAUAUUGUCUCUGAUACAGCAGAAAUCUCACACUUGCAGACACACCGGAGUCGGAGGGAGGCGAGGACCUUUGGCUUAAACAACAUCAGCUAACUGGGAAGCCUUUCAGUCGUCGAAUUGAUCAAGGGGCUAUCCCACCGUGCCCCUGGUGGCCCCUUCCCCCGUCCUCAGGCAAAGCCCCCCCCCAAACCCUUUGCCCUGUAGGGAUCAACCCCUUCACCCCCUACUUUCCCUCCUCUUCCUCCCACCCAUCCUCCCUGUACUCCAACAGUCUUCCGCUGCAGUGAGAGUCCCUGACCAUCUCUGCCAAGCUGUCGGACAUGUCAGGACCCGUGCCGAGCCGGGCCCGAGUGUACACUGAGGUCAACACUCACCGGCCAAGGGAGUACUGGGACUAUGAGUCCCAUGUGGUGGAAUGGGGGAAUCAGGAUGACUUUCAAUUGGUGCGUAAGCUCGGACGUGGCAAGUACAGCGAAGUCUUUGAAGCAAUCAACAUCACCAACAAUGAGAAGGUUGUGGUGAAGAUACUCAAGCCUGUGAAGAAAAAGAAAAUCAAGCGUGAGAUCAAGAUUUUGGAGAACCUACGUGGAGGUCCUAACAUCAUCUCCCUCAUCGAUAUUGUGAAAGACCCUGUAUCCCGGACGCCCGCCUUGGUAUUCGAGCAUGUUAACAACACAGACUUCAAGCAACUGUACCAGACUCUGGCAGACUAUGACAUUCGGUUCUACAUGUACGAGAUCCUAAAGGCCCUAGACUACUGCCACAGCAUGGGAAUCAUGCAUAGAGACGUGAAGCCACAUAACGUGAUGAUUGAUCAUGAACACCGCAAGUUGCGCCUUAUCGACUGGGGGCUGGCCGAGUUUUACCACCCAGGACAGGAGUACAACGUCCGAGUGGCCUCCCGCUACUUUAAAGGCCCCGAGCUCCUGGUGGACUAUCAGAUGUAUGACUACAGUCUUGAUAUGUGGAGCUUGGGUUGUAUGUUGGCUAGCAUGAUCUUCAGGAAGGAGCCCUUCUUCCAUGGCCAUGACAACUACGACCAGUUGGUGAGAAUAGCCAAGGUUCUGGGGACUGAAGACCUGUACGACUACAUCGACAAGUACAACAUUGAGCUGGAACCGCGCUUCAACGACAUUCUGGGGAGGCAUUCUCGUAAGCGAUGGGAGCGUUUUGUCCACAGUGAAAACCAGCACCUGGUCAGCCCCGAGGCUCUGGACUUCCUGGACAAGCUGCUGCGCUACGACCACCAGGCCCGGCUGACGGCCCGAGAGGCCAUGGACCACCCCUACUUCUUCCCCAUUGUGAAGGAUCAGUCUCGUGGGGCCGCGUCAGCCAACCUGGCCAGUGGGAACACAGCUGUUAGCUCAUCCAGCAUGAUCACUGGUAUCUCUGCCUUGCCAGUCUCCACUGCCCUGGGCCCCCUCACCGGCUCCCCGGUCCUCUCUGCUGCCACCACCGUCCUGAGCCCCCCGGUGCCCGCCGCGGCCCCGCAGUGACAUCUCACCCUAAACAAUCCCCCCUUCGGCUCUCCCAAGUCCUCCACCACCACGGCUGGGGGGGGGAACCCGACAGGUGCCACUCGGCCAGCCCCACCCCCCCACAUCCAACCUGACUCUGUGACCCCGCUCACCAACCUCCCAGCUGCAGGACGCCGUCGCCUCAGAAAAGAACGAUGUUUUUCCGUUCCUCUCCUGAACUUGUUACCCUGACAUCUGAAAUGAAUGUUCUGUGUAAUUGAAAUAUACAGGUAUUCCUUUGAUUUUCCCACAAGCCGUAGUGUGCUGAGUCUGAGAGCGCUGUCAUCCACAGCUGACUCCUGUGUGAUUUAGUUUGGCUUGUGAAGGAAGUGGUCAAUAAGUACGGCAUCAGAAGGCAAAGACGUGUUGGCUAUCAGGACCAAAAGGAUCAUCCUGUAUAGUUUACUGCUGCAGCGUCAGCAACAGAACAAGACCUGAUGCGCUGUAAUCCUCUCCCGAUGAGUGUACCGCCCUCCAGGUCACAGCAUUUUGGACGUUUUUGGUGCUGUUCAGUGCUCUAGGUGUUUGUGAACACAAUGACACUUUAUCUGCCUGAGUAGUUUUGUCUUGCCUUUCUUACCAAACCAGAUCACAAGUCUUCUUUUGAUAUGCGACUCUCCGUCAAGUCAUCCGUUAAUAAUUAGUUUUGUAUAGCUGGUUAAGGUUUAUCACCAUCAAGUGGUUUGAUCGGCUCUAGUUUUGUACUAGGGUCUUUAAGGAGCCAGGUAAGGUUCAUUCAGGUUCUCAAAUGUGCUGCUUUCCAGUUCCUUGAAUUACUUCAAGUGGCUUUUCUUGAAUUACUUCAAGACAUAACCAAAGUUUACUCAGUUGGUUGGAAGGAGAGACUGACCAAACCUAGUUGUGUGGGAGCUCCUCAUGGAGACACUGAAAUAUGGGUUCUAGUAAAUAGGAUGACAACAUGAUCCAAUAAUCCUCUGCAGGUGACUGAAGUGCUGUUAGUGUUGAGGAAAGGUCACCUGUGUUAUGUAGUGACAGGAGUCAGAGCGUUUACUGGCUUUCAUCGACAUGUAAAGAGAGUUAUUGGAGUUGAAUAGCACUUGAAGUGUUCCCAGUGUUUUAGUGCCAGAUCUGUACGUUUUAGACCCUGCUGUACAUAAGCAUUUUUUUUCUCAUUUCAAAACCUGUAAAUGCAAAUAAAUCCGAACAUGUGUACAUUGACCUGAGAAUGGAGCGGUUUGAGUCCCUACAUCACUGUAUAUAUUUGUAUGUCCCUAUGUAGAAGACUAGUAUUUGGAAAUAUUUGUGUAAAUAAACACGUGUUUUAUUUAUCAGGUA